Messenger RNA from Thalassophryne amazonica, 1381 nucleotides. It is a transcript of the gene gramd2aa, whose product is annotated as GRAM domain containing 2Aa. The record is from RefSeq and is a predicted model, not a curated record. Gene Ontology annotation, biological process: regulation of store-operated calcium entry. The transcript has 12 exons. Gene Ontology annotation, molecular function: phosphatidylinositol-4,5-bisphosphate binding. NCBI's taxonomy places the organism in Eukaryota, Metazoa, Chordata, Actinopteri, Batrachoidiformes, Batrachoididae. Gene Ontology annotation, cellular component: endoplasmic reticulum membrane; extrinsic component of cytoplasmic side of plasma membrane; organelle membrane contact site. The coding region runs from base 69 to 1214 and encodes 381 amino acids.
GGUCUCUGUGCUGGUGGCAGGGGGAGGAGAGUGUGUGAGGUGGGAGGGGUUAAGCCGGCAAAGUGCUGAUGCAGUGUUUUGAGUGGAGAGCAGCUGGCAUCAGGACGCCUCCAGCACGGCUCCGCUCGCUCUGGAACUCUGAAGCGGGCUCAUCCAGGACGGGGUUCAUGGGAUGCACACUCUACGCAGCCAGCCCUAAGGCGCUGCCCGCUGACGAGGCCCCGCGCAGAGACCGCUACCCUCAUGGUACUGCAGCCAGCAGAACCAGGCCCAGAAGCAUGACGGAGCAGAGCGAAGACACAGGCCCGGUGUCGGCCCACGACCUCGACCCCUACAAGUUUCAGCUGAUUGAAGAUCUGUCAUAUGAAGAUGUGAAAAAAUGUUACCGCGGCUCGACUGUCACCAAGUACAACUCGCAGUACCACAAACUGUUCCCGUGCGUGCCCAAGGACGAGAUCCUCAUGAAAGUGUACUCCUGCGCUCUUCUCAGAGAUAUUCUGCUCCAAGGCCGCCUUUACAUUUCUCGACACUGGCUGUGUUUCUAUGCAAACCUCUUCGGCAAAGACAUCAAGGUGGCGUUCCCUGUGAUUUCUGUCAGGCUGGUGAAGAAGCAUAAAACAGCUGGCCUGGUGCCGAACGGCCUGGCGAUCACCACAGACGCUGGGCAGAAGUAUGUCUUUGUGUCUCUGCUGUCAAGAGACAGUGUCUAUGACGUCCUGCGCAGGAUCUGCACGCACCUACAGGUUAAUGGGAAGAGUCUGAGUUUGAAGCAGUUCAUGGAGGAACCGACGUUAUCACAGGAUGAGUUCCCGGCUCCAGAUGAGUUCCCAGUGGUAGAUGGAUACCAGUCCGUGUUAAAGUGGAGAAGGAAGCCAUCAGUGGUGUCUGUGUCCUCCUCGCUUCCUGAUCUCUUGGGGAACUCUGCAAGCAGGCUGAGCACGGUGGACACCUCCUUCACAUCAGAGCCCCUGCUGGAAGAGCAAGCUCUGCAGACAGAAAGAGGACAUUUAUCAGAGCCAGGACCAGAACCGGGCCAGAUGGAGUACCAGCUGCUCAAAGUCUUCACCUUGCUGAUCGUCAUGCUCAUCCUGUCCUCCUGCUACCUGGCUUUCCGUGUCUGCAGCCUGGAGCAGCAGCUGUCCUUCCUCGCCAGUCUGACUGCGCCGCUGCCACAGGUGACCUCUGCGCUCCGCUCUGACCCCUCAGGGGUCUGACAGCUCUCUCAUGGAGGUGGUGUUACAGGGCGGUCCCGCCCCGUGGGAGGAGCUUACUCACUCCUGAUCACUUUGUGACUAUGCAAACUUUUCUGAGUAGACCGUAAGAUUUAGCGUAGGUCACCGUUUGUUCUCACCGAAAGAUAAAAUUAGGUGAGUGGUUUAAA